AUGUCUUUUGAGUUGGGCGUGGAGACCUAGAGCAGUAGCCGAAGAAACGCACUUGCUAAGCACAUGUUCUGAUGAUCUGUCCUACAUGUACUGACGGAGGCCUGGCCCUGGGAUCGGAGCAGACAUAGGAACUGAACUAAUUCCAAGACAGAAACAGCCUCCGCCAGUCAAGAAACCCUCCAAAGUAUUUUGCCAUGGAUCUAGAAGAUGAAGAAAACCUGAGUUCGAGCAGCACAGAGGCUAAGGACAGCUGCAGUGUGGACCAUGGGCCCCUUGGGGACGGCGGUGCGCCGGGGCCGGCUGAUAGCUGCCUGUUCCCCAAUGGGGGCGGUGGCAUCCUCGGCAGGAAGCGGCCCCUGGACGAGGGCAGCAAUGGGCAUGCCAAGUUCCGCCUGAAGAAGAGGAGGAGGGCGCCGGGGCCGGCCCUGCCCAAGAACGCGCUGAUGCAGCUGAACGAGAUCAAGCCCGGCCUGCAGUACACGCUGCUGUCCCAGACGGGACCCGUGCAUGCGCCGCUCUUCGUCAUGUCCGUCGAGGUGAACGGGCAGGUGUUCGAGGGCUCCGGCCCCACGAAGAAGAAGGCCAAGCUGCAGGCGGCCGAGAAGGCCCUGCGGUCGUUCGUCCAGUUCCCCAACGCAUCCGAGGCCCACCUGGCCAUGGGGAGGAGCCUGUCCGCCAACACGGACUUCACGUCCGACCAGGCUGACUUUCCAGACACACUCUUCAACGGCUUUGAGACGCCGGACAGAUCGGAAGUGCCAUUUUACAUGGGCUCCAACGGAGAUGACUCCUUCAGCUCCAGCGGGGACCUCAGCUUGUCAGCGUCCCCGGUGCCCGCCAGCCUUGUCCAGCCUCCCCUCCCGGUCCUCCCACCGUUCCCACCGCCCAGCGGCAAGAACCCUGUGAUGAUCUUGAACGAGCUGCGCCCGGGUCUGAAAUACGACUUCCUUUCAGAGAGCGGGGAGAGCCACGCCAAGAACUUCGUCAUGUCUGUGGUCGUGGACGGCCAGUUCUUCGAAGGCUCGGGAAGAAACAAAAAGCUCGCCAAGGCCCGGGCCGCACAGUCUGCCCUGGCCACCAUUUUUAAUUUGCACUUGGAUCAAACACCAUCUCGCCAGCCUAUCCUCAGCGAGGGCCUCCAGUUACACUUACCACAGGUGUUAGCAGACGCCGUGGCCCGCCUGGUUCUGGAUAAGUUUGGUGAUCUGACAGACAACUUCGCCUCCCCCCACGCACGCAGGAAGGUUCUUGCUGGAAUCGUCAUGACAACAGGCACAGAUGUUAAAGAUGCCCAGGUGAUAUGUGUUUCCACAGGAACGAAAUGUAUUAACGGCGAGUACAUGAGUGACCGUGGCCUUGCUCUGAACGACUGCCACGCAGAGAUCAUAUCUCGGAGGUCCUUGCUUAGAUUCCUUUAUACGCAGCUUGAGCUUUACCUAAAUAGCAAAGAAGAUCAAAAAAAAUCCAUCUUCCAGAAGUCCGAGCGGGGAGGUUUUAGGCUGAAAGACACCGUCCAGUUCCAUCUGUACAUCAGCACCUCUCCCUGUGGAGACGCCAGGAUUUUCUCACCACAUGAACCAAUCCUGGAAGAACCAGCAGACAGACAUCCAAAUCGAAAAGCCAGAGGGCAGCUGCGGACGAAAAUAGAAUCUGGGGAGGGGACCAUCCCGGUGCGCUCGAAUGCGAGCAUCCAGACAUGGGAUGGGGUGCUGCAGGGGGAGAGGCUGCUCACCAUGUCCUGCAGCGACAAGAUGGCUCGGUGGAACGUGGUGGGCAUCCAGGGCUCCCUGCUCAGCAUCUUUGUGGAACCGAUUUACUUCUCGAGCAUCAUCUUGGGCAGCCUCUACCAUGGGGACCACCUCUCCAGAGCCAUGUACCAGCGAAUCUCAAACAUCGAAGACCUGCCCCCUCUGUACACCCUCAACAAGCCUCUGCUCAGUGGCAUCAGCAACGCGGAAGCACGGCAGCCAGGGAAGGCACCCAACUUCAGCGUUAACUGGACGGUGGGCGACUCGGCCAUCGAGGUCAUCAAUGCCACAACCGGCAAGGACGAGCUGGGCCGAGCGUCGCGCCUGUGUAAGCACGCGUUGUACUGUCGCUGGAUGCGUGUACACGGCAAGGUUCCCUCCAACUUACAGCGCUCCAAGAUCACCAAACCCAACAUGUACCAUGAGUCCAAGCUGGUGGCGAGGGAAUACCAGGCAGCGAAGGCCUGCCUGUCCCGGGCCUUCAUCAAGGCGGGGCUGGGCGCCUGGGUGGAGAAGCCCACAGAGCAGGACCAGUUCUCUCUCACGCCCUGACUGUCGGUGGGGACAUGGAGGUGCCCGGUGUCCAGCACUGUCCCUGGGCCUCCCAUCUGACCUGGGGAUGGGCGUACAGCUGGGGCAGGUGUGGGGCAGGGCCAGUGCGGCAAUCUGGCAGCUCUGGGGCACCACCUCCCCUCCCAUUGGCCCAGUGACCCAGUGACUGCUUUCAAUCUCAGUUUACGAUAGAAGUUGAGUUCUACUGAGUAGGGCUUCCUUACGCUUAGGAAAUAGCAAUUACUUCGUGUGAAAUUAUUGAAUAAAUAAUUUAUUCAGAGCUAGAAACAUGAUUUAUAAAAUGAGAAGUAAUUAUGCCAAGUCAAUCUUAUGCCACAUUAUUUUAAUUGCAAAUAAAACAUAUAUCUAUGGAGGAAGUGAGAAAGUAGAGGUAGGAAGUAGCAACCUAGAGAAAGCCCCCAUGUCCAUACUCCCCACACCCUGCACCCAGACAGGUCCCUGUAGCCUCAGCUGCUCCAGAAGCUUCUGUGCUCUCAUAGGAUCAUAUCACAAAAACCUUUCUUGGUUUACUUCUAAGUAAUGAGAUAUAAAUGGGGCCAUUUAUUUGGGUUUUGAAGCAGUAUUUAACUUUUAGGGACCAGCAGGAGUGCAUUGGGGCUGCUGCACAAUAACCAGCCUGACCUGCUCCUUCCUCUGAGUCUGACGGAUGCGAAUGACUGUCCAGAGGUCUUCAUGGGUCAGAAAGAGAAUUAAGUUCCUAGAUAUUCAUCUUGGAAAACACCACUUAAGGCACAUUUUAAAAUUAUUCUUUCCAGCUUUAUCAAAGACGUGUUUGAAAAAUAAGCAUGCAGGCGGAAAGCUGGCAGCACAGCGGGCCACGGGCAGAGUCACGGCAGGGAAGGGGUGCUGCUGGCUCUGGGGGCACCCAGGGGUCCUGCCCAGCACCCUACAGCACACAGGACGGCCCAGGGCAGGCUGAGCCAGGGAGUCAGGUGGGUCAAUGCCCUAGUGCCCCCACCCUGUGCUUAAAGACCCAUACCAGCUGCCUGUUGCUGCCACUCAGGGUCAGAGAGGAGCGGAUGGAGGAAGUGCUCCUACACUUGGCUGAUGCAUGGUUCUGGAGGGACCCAUGGGUUCCAUGGGGAGAGAUGGGGCACACCCCACUCCACAGUGAAGUCCAGGGUGUCAGCACCUGUGUGGCAUCGAGCUGUGUAUCCAGUGUCCUGUGUCCUUAGGCUCAGAAAGUGCAGAACAGGAGCAGAGCAUGGACUCCUGCAGUGAUCACAUCUGGUGGGGGGCGUGUGGCACAUUGCUGGGACUUCCCAGGUUCAGGGACAGCGUCGCUCACACCAGCAUUCUCCCCUUGUAUAAAUUGGUCGCUCAUCCCAAGCCAGUUGGAGGGCAGGCCCAGAUCCCCAUUGCGCAAGGUAUGGUCUGGUUAUGAUUUGCUGGCAUUUUCUUUCCACAUCCCAGGAAAGUGUCCUGUGGUGCCAGCCCCUCCCUCAGAACAUUGUGGGAGGCCCUGCAUCUUUCUUCUUCUCUCUAAAAAUGGUAUUUUUUCUAAUAGGGAUUGGGAGAUGGACUUAGUUUUUAAAAAAAAGAUGUGAUUUGACCACAAAGCCCAAUGAAAUACAUUCCAUAGACAUGGUCUGUCCUGUGUGUCUAGCCUUCCCUUCUGCCAGAUGCUGGUUGAAGUCAGCGUGAGUCUCCCUCCUGCCCCAGGUGAAUGGAUGCCUCACUGUGUGCUGUCCCUGUGGACCCCAAGCUGAGCACUGUUUCUGGGCCAGGUUUGUGCAGCCAGCCAGGGCAGGCCAGUUGCGGGGCUCUGCCCUGAGAGCACCCAAGCCUGGCCCGUGGUUGCCAGGGAGGAAGGCAGGAGGUCGGGAGGGUCAGGAGGCCUGCACAGCCCCUGCUCCUGGGACAGGGCAGCCCCUAGGACAGGACAGCUGGAACCACACCUCUGUGAGCAGGAAAGGAGGGCAGGUUGAUUAACCCCUGCAGGACACAGACAAAGCAGGAAAUCCAGCACUUUACACUGUCCCUCUGAGCUCAGUCAUUAGACACACAACUGUUUCCUUGAGGUGGUAAUUUGCAUCCAGUGUCCUCAAGCUGGACUUUAGAGACUUCAUAGAAAAGUUGGCACAACCAAGGACUUGGGUUUUUUGUUUGUUUGUUUGUUUGCUUGUUUUUUUGAGAGGAAUGUUAAGUGUUGAGGACUUCUGACCAGUGGGGGUCAGGGCGGUCUCUGUUCUGUUUUGUUAGCUAAACCCGAGUCAUAGUUCCACGAGAACACUGGUCAUUGUCCAGGCCGCCGGGCAGCCAUCCUGCAGGCGGGAAGGUGGGGUUGAAGGGAGGUCUCAGAUGGGGCAGCAGGGCUGUGACGUGAGCCAGGGCUCUUCCAGGCUGGGCCAAGGUCGGGGGACAUCAUCCCAGCCACGUGGCUCAGCCCUCAUCACCUGCUCAGGGUCAGCUUUCACCUCUUCUCAGGCAAGGGACACCAAAGAACUGCGCUUCUGAUUCCGGGUCUUCAUGUAGCUUUUCUUCAUCUUUUCCUAUUUUGGGGAUUUUUAUUGUCAUCAAAAAACAAUUGUUUUUAAAUGUCUGAGCCAGCAUCUCAGAAGGUAUUGAUUUCUCUGGAAUUUAUUUUUAUUCAGAUCAUUUCAUUGGUCUCCUGACUAUAGAAUCACUUGGUGAAGACGGCGCGCCUUGUGGACAGUAUUUCAAGUGGCCACACUGACGAGCCACGGCUCCCACCCCUCGCCGCAGGCCUGCGGAGGGGACUGGUGGCUGCCGUGCGAGGCUGCGGGCCCUGUCCUCAGAAAGCAACACAAAUACAACACGGAUGGCUUUUUUCAUCUGUAAAACAUUUACACCAAAAUAUAGGGUCUGCCCCAGGCAUAAAUUUGAUUUCAGCAAGAGAAAUAAAAUUAGCUGCUUUUCCAUCUCUGUAUUCUAUGAGAUCUCUGAGAAGGUUUCAUUUUAUUCCCCGACCGUGUAUGUGGGAGGGCAGGCGACUUGUGACCAUGUGUGUCCAGUUCUGUGUGCCCUUGUCCCUGGUGUGUCCUGUAACCACCUCUCCUCCCUGCAGCACACAGUAUGUCCACACACGGGGGGUGGGGAAGGGACUCUGGCCGCGUGGGCUGCAGUUCCUUUCACUGUUGGAGGGACGAGCCCCCGCCCCAGGAGCACCUGUUCGGGCUCCAUCGUGGGCCAGGGGUGCGUGAGGAACUGAGGGCGUCCUGGACAUGACCAGGGGCAACAGAAGGCCCAGUAUGUGGACUGUUGGUGGGUGAGCCCCAAAAGCUCUUGGCUUCUCCGGACUUUAGGUUGUAUGCUUUUCACUUGAUUCAGAAUUUGGACAUUUAUAUGAAUGUAAUUCAGCCAAGGAACCAUCGCUGACACACUCAGUGUUCUCCUUUGUAUAUUGUGUACAUACCACACCCGCAUGAACUCCUCGCGCUGAGACCGAGCAUGAGACGCUGUCUGUAGACAAAGGGUUUCAACAUCCUUAAUAAAACAAAGCGUUUCACCACCGCA
Messenger RNA from Miniopterus natalensis, 5798 nucleotides. The record is from RefSeq and is a predicted model, not a curated record. Lineage: Eukaryota; Metazoa; Chordata; Mammalia; Chiroptera; Miniopteridae.